This is a messenger RNA of Psilocybe cubensis, 1587 nucleotides long. RefSeq lists its product as uncharacterized. Gene Ontology annotation, molecular function: heme binding; iron ion binding; monooxygenase activity. Lineage: Eukaryota; Fungi; Basidiomycota; Agaricomycetes; Agaricales; Agrocybaceae. The coding region runs from base 1 to 1587 and encodes 528 amino acids. The transcript has 10 exons. The record is from RefSeq and is a predicted model, not a curated record.
AUGUUUGUGCUGAGGCGAGUCGGUGACUUCAUUGUAGAACAUCCUUUCUAUGGCUUUAUUGCAGGAACAGUCUCUUAUGUUGCUUUUUUGCGCGUAAGAGCCAGUACUAGACGCAAUCCUAGACGCCUUCCUCUACCUCCAGGUCCAAAGGGACUCCCUAUACUUGGGAGCAUAUUUGAUAUGCCACUGGAAUAUCCGUGGCUUGUAUACGAUCAAUGGUUUAAAAUCUAUGGUGACAUGGUAUAUUUCGAGGUUUUAGGACAACCAUUUCUUCUUCUUGGCUCCCUUAAGAGAACAAGCGACCUGUUCGACAGACGGUCAUGGAAUUACUCUAGCAGAGCGCACAUGCCUAUGCUCGUCGAACUUAUGAACUGGAGCUUCAGUCUGGCACUCAUGCCGUACGGACAAACAUGGCGCAGGCACAGACGGGCAUUCAAUGAACAUUUCCACCGGAAUACUGUUUGGAAGUAUAAGGCAUUGCAGCAACGCGAGUCUCGUGCACUACUCCGCAAUCUGCUGGAUUCACCAAAUCAGUUUUUGCACCAUAUUCGGCAUACUUUUGCUGCCAUGAUCAUGGAUAUCGCGUACGGCGCCAGAGUUGAAGACUCGUCUACCGAUCCCCAUGUUCUGAAGAUUGAAGAAGCUCUUGAGGGUCUUACAGAAGCUGGUGUUCCAGGGGCCUUUUUAGUGGACAUAAUGCCGAUAUUGAAAUAUGUUCCAUCUUGGUUCCCUGGAGCUGGGUUCAAGCGCAAAGCAGCCAAGUGGAGUAAAAUCAAUACUGAUGUUGUACAAGAUCCCUUCAUUCGCGUCGAAGAAAAUAUGAAAGAAGGAAAGGCAACGCCUUCCAUGGCUACGUCCUUGAUAGACCGGCUGCCCGAAGAAACUGAUCCUGGGUACGCUGAUGAGAGAGCAAUUGCGCAGAAUGUGGCAGCUGUUGCAUAUAUCGGUAAGCUCAAUACCGUGUCAGCAACUCAAUCUUUCUUCAUGGCCAUGGCUUUGUAUCCAGAAGUUCAAAGAAAGGCUCAAGAGGAAUUAGACCGAGUGAUUGGUAGGGACCGCCUGCCAGAGUUCAGUGAUCAGCUUUCUCUUCCAUAUGUCAUGGCCGUAGUCAAAGAAACCAUGCGGUGGCAGCUGGUCACUCCUCUUGGUCUUGGUCACUCAAGUUCGCAAGAUGAUGAAUACGAUGGAUACUUUAUCCCUCAAGGGACCAUAGUGAUAGGAAAUUCUUGGUCCAUUCUACAUGAUCCAAUUGUCUUCUCGGACCCUCUUGAAUUCAUACCCGAAAGGUAUUUAUUGAAGAAUGGCCAACUCGACCCCAAUGCUCUUGACCCGAAGUGCGCAGCAUUUGGCUUUGGUCGCCGAAUCUGCCCAGGGAGACAUUUGAGCGACAAUGCAUUAUAUAUUGUUGUGUCUUCCGUCCUAGCCGCCUUUGACAUCAAACCAAUCCUCGGCAGCGAUGGAAAUCCCGUGGACCUCAAAGCAGGUGUAACAAAUGGGAUGGUUUCAUUUCCUAUCCCUUUCAGGUGUGAGGUCAAACCUCGAGGAGAAAAGGCAGCAGCACUGAUUAGCGACUCCGGAGAAUAUUAA